AUGCAGCCCCGUUGCCGCUGCCUCUUCCUCCUCUUCUGCGUCUUCCAACGCUAUAGGACAUGGGCAGACCUGGAGGAGACCUUCACUAUCCGGCUGCUCCAGACCUCCAUUUUCCAAAAUGCAUCCUUUGUGGACACAGAGGGGCUGGGCCUGCUACAAGACAUCGAGCUUGGUUCUCUUGAUAAGCAUACCUGGUCCAUCCGCUUCCACCAGCCCUGGGUGCACCCAGCCCUGCCCCGCAGUGACUGGGACACCAUUCAGAACAUGAUCAGGAUCUAUCUGCAGCAGUUCAGCCACCUGAUCAGUGAAGGUGCAGUUCAGAAGAAUGUGCCCUACCCUUUUGUGACCCAAUGCAUGGCAGGCUGUGAGGUCUACCCCAACAGGACCUCCAGAGCCUUCGCCUAUGUGGCUUACAAUGGCCAGGACUUCCUCAGCUUCGACACAGACAAUGCCACGUGGGUCGUCUCCCAAGACACCAACCUCUCACGGUACGUUCAGGCUUCUCUCCAGAACUAUACCGCCUUCAGCGAGCUGGUGGAAAUCCUCUUCAACGAGACCUGUGUUGACGACAUAGAUAUGUUAGUGCACUAUGGGAGAGCAGCUCUGGAGAGACAAGAGCCUCCCCUGGCCACAGUCUUCGCCCUCACCCCCAGUGCAGCCCAGCUCCUGCUGGUUUGCCGUGUCACCGGCUUCUUCCCCCCGUCCAUCAGUGUGGUGUGGCUGCGGGAUGGCCAGGAGGUGCCACCGGGCCCGGCUCUCAACACCAGUGCCAUCCUGCCCAAUGCUGACCUCACCUACCAGCUCCGCAGCGUCCUGGCUGUGGUUCCCCGUGACGGGCACAGCUACGCCUGCCGUGUGCGCCACUGCAGCCUGGGCACCCGCAGCCUCCUCAUCCCAUGGGGGAAUGCAGAGAUUGUCCUGAUUGCAGGGCUCGGGGCUGGGCUGCUGGCAGCCUUGGCCAUGGCAGCUGUCAUAGCACGCUGGGUGUGGAAAUGCAGAAAGCACCAGCAGAUGUACCAGGAAUCAGAGUCCAGGAACUCCAUCCUGAGCAAAGAAGCUUAG
This is a messenger RNA of Nestor notabilis (Kea), 1062 nucleotides long. Its product is annotated as antigen-presenting glycoprotein CD1d-like. Gene Ontology annotation, biological process: antigen processing and presentation, endogenous lipid antigen via MHC class Ib; immune response; antigen processing and presentation, exogenous lipid antigen via MHC class Ib. Gene Ontology annotation, cellular component: external side of plasma membrane. Bases 1 to 1062 code for a protein of 353 amino acids. Gene Ontology annotation, molecular function: lipopeptide binding; exogenous lipid antigen binding; endogenous lipid antigen binding. The transcript is spliced from 6 exons. The record is from RefSeq and is a predicted model, not a curated record. Lineage: Eukaryota; Metazoa; Chordata; Aves; Psittaciformes; Psittacidae.